AACAUAGAGUGAUUAUUUAAAACAUGACAACUCUUACUUAGCUCGUUUAUCAUUUGCUUAUCUCACGCGAAGUGCCUUUCUAUCCUCUUUUAUUUCUACAGGAGAAAAACAUCCGCCCCCUGCUUCAUCAUCACACACUAGCUCAGGAAGAAAGAGAGGAGGCAGGAGUGUGUUCAUACAUCUGCAAUGGCCAUUGAGCUGCGCUCUGGUGUCAAAUAUGGCUCGUUUCUGUCACUCGCAGUGGUGUUGGUGGCGUAUUGGUUACGAUCUCCGGACAGCUCGGUUCUGGAUGAGAGGCUAGACAUGGUUCUGUCCUCAUUGCUGCGCGCGGAGCGGAAAGUGGGCAUGAACAGCGUGUCCAGACCGCGAGUGGCUAUAGGUUUUGGCGGCUGUGUUGAUAUCAUAGUUGAUGGAGUGACUCUGUUAAACAAAAUCGGUUUGAAGCCAACAGACCAGCCCCUCCACCAUGACUACAUAGAGAAUGCGGAGCAGCUGGCCCAGAGUUUCGCUUACUUUUUCUCCCCCGGAGCUGCUUCAGAGAGGUUUGUAAUGAAUGACACACUCUUCAGUGAACUGGUAGAGGCUUCUCGAGAGUUACCUGGAAACAGGUGGUCAAUAGGAGGAAAUGCACCUGUCAUGGCCAGCAGGAUGGCGCUGGAAGGAUGUGAUGUGCUUUUAGGUGGCAGUUUCAGCACCGAUUUUACUGAUAUCCUCUCACAGCGUAUAACAGUGGCUGGAAACACUGUGGAUGAGCCAGACAUCCACCUGAUUCUGGAGUACCCCACAGGUGCCACAUGGGGGCCGUACACCUCCCGAAGGGCCAACAGGUAUAUUGUCCAUAGUGAUGACCAUAAUCCAUAUUUGGACUCCAUGGAGCAAUUUCAGGAGAAGCUGAAUGGAUUCAAACCAGAUUUGCUUGUAGUAGGAGGGUUGCAGAUGAUGGACAACUUCCCUUUCAAAAAGGGAGAGCGUGAGGCUCUGCUGGGAAGACUGGCUGAGAUGUUGUCCUCCGCGUCCCCGCAGACCGCCGUCCAUUUCGAGAUGGCCAGCUUUGUGGACGAAAGUCUGAUGUCAGAUCUACUAGAUUUUGUUCUUCCUCACGCCGACUCUUUGGGCAUGAAUGAGCAAGAGCUGCCAAAUCUUUUGAGCCUUUUCCGCGGCAGCAAUUUAACCGUGCUUUCCGACCCCAACCCUCGUGUAGCUACGGUGCUGGACCAGAUGCGAGAACUCUACCGCCUGGUAAACCAGCGCCACCAUGAGGCGGGGACAGGUCGGCCCCUCACCCGCCUUCACGUUCACACCCUGGCUUUCCAGGCCAUCAUCGUCAAACGCGGCUCCCAGUGGAAGAACACCAUGUCGGCCACGGCCAAAGCCUCUCUGACUGCCAACCGGCACGUCUGCGGCUCGUCGGACAUCGAUCUCAGUAAAGCGCGGCUGAUUAUGGACGAAUCGUUCUCCAUUAGCAGGCGAGAAGGAAGUCAGAGAAUUCCGCUUCAGGAAUCUCGACCAGUUUCCUGCUGGGAUGAGGACGGCUAUGAGAUUUGCGUGGCUCCGGUGUUGGUGUGCACAGAGGUGUACCAGACUGCUGGAGGAGGAGACAACAUCUCUGCCGCUGGGCUCGUACUGCAGAUCUGAAUAUGAGAUGUCUUCAUCCCACAUGCUUGGGUUUUAUUUUGUGAAUUUUUUUUUUUUUUUUUUUUAAUUGCAUUAUUUUAUUUUUUGGAGGGGAAAAAAAACAUUGAAACACACCAAGUGCAAUACAAAUAUUGGGUCCAGCUUAUAUAAAGUUGGGUGAAUCUCACAAAACCUGUCAACAACGUGUCCACGUCUUAUUUCACCCUUGAAUCAAAAAAAAAAAAGAAAAAGAAAAAAAAGAAAUGCUUUUGCUUUUUUACAUUUGUUUUAUGUUGUUUAUAUUAUUUUUCAGUAUUAUUUACUUGACAACUAAGCACAUUUUAACUGCAAAUUCUAAUUACUGUUUCCUUUAAUUUUAAAUUGUACUACAGUUGUACUAUAUUAAAAAAAUACUGUAUUGUAUAAUAAUGAGAAUAUAACGAAAACCACAAAAAAAUAGUGUAAUGGAUGCAUUACAUAAAUGAAAAUCUGCUUAAUUGUCAUGAAAAUAAUGUCUUGAUGAGCUUUAAAAAAAUGUUCUUUAUGCAAAAUCUAAUUUCUCAUUUUUUUUACUUUUGAUUUUUGUGUGAAAUAUAAUCUGGACACUUUAUUGUAAGAUUCACGUAGUUAUCCCACCUGUAGGUUAUUUGUUUUCAGUUUAAUUUUUUUUUUUUUUUUUUAAAUAUCUUUAUUCUUAUCCAGAACCUUUUUGUGUCUUAAAAUGGCUUCGUAAUCAUUCACUUCAUGCACAUUAACCCAGCAGGGGCCAGUAAUCUUGAAAAAAUAUGCAGAAGAAUCUUUGAGCGCCCUGAGCUCUAUAUUUUAUGACUGAAAUUAAUCAAUGCAAAUGCACAAUAAUGUCAAGUGGAAACACAGAAGAAUUUAGCAUAAAUGAAGUGUAUCUUUAUUUGUCAUCCAUUAUUUUAUGCUUCACCUAUUUAAAGCGCAUGACUGUAUUUUUUUGCAUUCCAUAGCAUUAUUAUAUUCCACUUUAACAAGAAAUUGAGCAGUUACACAUCCUAAACAUUGAAACAAUCCGUUUUCCUCUCUAAUUUACAACGCAGUGAAACUUUGAAUUGAUGGAACAUGGCUUGAUUUUUAACUUUAGGGAAGGGAAAGUUUUUAAGAAGCCCGAUCAUGUUUCUGUGGGUGCAUGUAUUUCAUAAAACCCGUCAAGAACGUGUCAUACUUCACCCCAAAAUCAAAAGAAAGAAAUGGAUUAUAGUAAUUACAAUUGAGAAUAAUUGGAAUUUCAAACAAAAGUAAAACAUCUAUCCAUACUAUGUUGUGGUAAUACAAAUUUGCAAGGACAUUGUGGUUAAUUGUCAUGAAAAUAACAUCAUAAAGCAAGUCUUAAAGGAAAAUUUUAUUACUUUAAUUUAUUUUAUUCUAUUUUAUUUUCACCUGAAUACUUUAGUUAUGCUUGAGUUGUGUUUUAUCAAAUCUUGGAAUGGAUAUAGUAGCAAAAACCACUUAUUUCCUUAUGAAUGUGCAAAAACCACUUGUGUAUGUAUUUUCAGGAGGGGGAUUUGAAGAACUUUGCCGUAAUCGUAGUUGUGGGUGUCUCUUUUAACAGAUUCGGAAAUAUCUAAGCAAGUUCCGGCCCUGACUUCCUUUCAGUCACAUCUUCCUUCAGUCACCCUGAGUGCAAAUUAUUACCUACCUCCUGUGCCUAUGAAAAUAUCCAGCUUAACUGAUGUCCAUCAUGAUUAGGCCUAUAUUGUAUACCUGCGUUUAUUUACGUGUGGCGCAUGAGAGUGCUUGUCUAUGCUAGUGUAACCCGGUAUCAGACAUGAGACUGAUGUGAAAGAUGUCCCACCCUAUGAGAGAUAUCAGGGUGAUAUAUGAAAUAAGUCUCAGGGAUUACAGUAGCCUGGAUGUCUAUGAUCCACAACACUUGAGUUAGAACCAAUUUAGCUGUGACAGAGAGCAGCUGGUGUGAUUCUGGUCUGAGCCUUUAACAUACUGACCAACUGAUGGUCCAGUAGAUUUGAAGAAUCUUUAGUGUGAAAAAUAACAAUGGAAUGGAUACUUUUGUUGUGAAUGUGAUUCAUGUGUCGAUAAUAAGGGUCUGAAGCAAUUGUAGCAUUGGAAUUGUUUAUUAUGAAAUGGUGGUAGGAGUAUUGAGUGUUGUGCUGCAUCAACUGGAAAUGAGUUGUAAUGAAAUGCCUUUUUCUCUUUCCUUCUUUUGUCUUGGUCAUGUGUAGUCUGUCAGCAACAGCUGUUCUGAAGGGAAAAGAGUCAUUUUUGAGUGACUUCUUUGGAUUUGUAGCCUAUGUAAUAAAAUAUUACAUUCCA
This is a messenger RNA of Megalobrama amblycephala (Wuchang bream), 3912 nucleotides long. It is a transcript of the gene adpgk2, whose product is annotated as ADP-dependent glucokinase 2. NCBI's taxonomy places the organism in Eukaryota, Metazoa, Chordata, Actinopteri, Cypriniformes, Xenocyprididae. The transcript is spliced from 6 exons. Gene Ontology annotation, biological process: glucose metabolic process. The record is from RefSeq and is a predicted model, not a curated record. Gene Ontology annotation, cellular component: endoplasmic reticulum. Bases 187 to 1635 code for a protein of 482 amino acids. Gene Ontology annotation, molecular function: ADP-specific glucokinase activity.